ACCGAGGCUCCUCUGCUGAUCCGGCCCUACUUGGCGGACAUGACUCGCUCUGAAAUCCACGCCGUCAUGACCGGAGGCUAUGCCACCAUUGCCGGCAGUCUGCUGGGCGCCUAUAUCUCCUUUGGGAUCGAUGCUGCCUCCCUGAUUGCUGCCUCGGUCAUGGCUGCCCCUUGUGCGCUGGCCCUCUCCAAGCUGGUCUAUCCCGAGGUGGAGGAGUCCAAGUUUAGGAGCCUGGAAGGGGUGAAACUGACAGGCGGAGACGCUCAGAACCUCUUAGAAGCAGCCAGCAGUGGGGCUGCUGUCUCCGUGAAGCUGGUUGCCAACAUCGGAGCCAACCUGAUCGCCUUCCUGGCGUUGCUGGCCUUCGUCAACGCGGCCCUGUCCUGGCUGGGAGCCAUGGUGGGCGUCCAGGAGCUCAGCUUCCAGCUCAUCUGCUCCUAUGUCCUGCGGCCCGUGGCCUUCUUAAUGGGUGUGACCUGGGAGGACUGCCCGGUGGUGGCCGAGCUGCUGGGGAUCAAGCUGUUCCUGAACGAGUUCGUGGCCUAUCAGGGGCUCUCCCAGUACAAGCAGCGCCGCCUGGCCGGAGUCGAGGAGUGGGUGGGCACCAAGAAGCAGUGGAUCUCCGUCAGAGCAGAAAUCCUCACGACGUUCGCCCUCUGUGGAUUCGCCAACUUCAGCUCCAUUGGGAUCAUGCUGGGAGGCCUGACCUCCAUGGCCCCCCAGCGGAAGAGCGACUUCUCACAGAUAGUGCUCCGGGCGCUCUGCACGGGGACCUGUGUGUCCCUGGUGAAUGCCUGCGUGGCCGGGAUCCUCUAUGUGCCCAGGGGGGCCGAAGUUGACUGCACGAGCCUCCUGAACACAACCGUCAGCAGCAGCAGCUUUGAGGUGUACCAGUGCUGCUGUGAGGCCUUCCGGAGCACCAGCGCAGAGGUCAGCCGCGAGGCCCUGGACACCUGCUGUCGAUUUUACAACCACACGACCUGUGCGUAGCCGGGACGGCACGUCUUCGGCCCUCUGGGGGAGCCACAGGGCUUAGAGUCGCCUCAGUCACACAGUUGGAAAGGAGCGAUGGGGCGGGGGGACAGAGGCCUGAUGGUAUGGAGGUGAAGGAUGCUCCCCAGUCCUUCCCCCUUCCUGCUUCCUCCCGAGAUGUGAAUUCUUGGGGUCGCCUCUGCCUCCUCGUCUCGCCCCUCCACAUCCAAAGAGCACCCUGGUCUCUCUUCCCACCUUGCGUCUCUCACAUGCUUCUGUUAUGGGGUCCCUCCCUCUUCCUCCUCUGGGCACGUGAAUCUUGCCUCUGCGGGACGGGUUCUCCUGGGAACCCCUGCCUCUACUUUCAAAG
Prionailurus viverrinus (fishing cat) is the source of this 1342-nucleotide messenger RNA. Its product is annotated as sodium/nucleoside cotransporter 1-like. Gene Ontology annotation, cellular component: membrane. The annotation marks the transcript as partial. Gene Ontology annotation, molecular function: pyrimidine- and adenosine-specific:sodium symporter activity. The transcript has 8 exons. The record is from RefSeq and is a predicted model, not a curated record. Gene Ontology annotation, biological process: cytidine transport; nucleoside transmembrane transport; pyrimidine nucleobase transport. Lineage: Eukaryota; Metazoa; Chordata; Mammalia; Carnivora; Felidae.